CCUACGUAAAUAUAAUGAUAGAGGACAACAAAAUAUCACUGGUUCCAGAAAAGAAUAUUUCAAUGAUAACUUUUAAAAAAAAUCAGAAAGAAGAGAAUAAACAAACUAAACAAAAAACAGUUAAAAAUGAAAGUCUUAGUGAUCAAGAUGAAUUGUCUAAAGGAAAAUAUGGUCAUAUUAAAAUGAUACAGAGUAAUCAGACUUAUAAAGAACGGAAAUUUGUGUGCAUUCAGGAUCUAAAUACAGAUUAUUUAGAUAAAAUUGUAUGGAUUAGAGGUAGAUUACAUACAAGUCGAGCUAAAGGAAAACAAUGUUUUAUUGUUAUACGACAGCAAUUUCAUUCUAUUCAAGGUUUAGUUGCUGUCAAUGAAAAAGUCAGUAAAAAAAUGGUGAAAUUUAUAUCAACUGUUACGAAAGAAUCUAUAAUUGAUAUUGAAGCAAAAGUUCAAAAGGUUACAAAUCCUAUAGAAUCAUGUACUCAAAAAUAUGUGGAAAUACAUAUAAUACAAUUUUUUGUUGUAAGUGCAUCUGAGGCACAAUUACCAUUACAAAUUGAAGAUGCUGCUAGAUCUAUUAACAAUAAUGAUCCUACGAAUUUAAAUAUUAAAGUAAAUCAAGAUACAAGAUUAGAUAAUAGAAUUUUAGAUCUUAGAACGUUUACAAAUCAAGCAAUUUUUAAACUUGAAGCAGGUGUUUGCAAAUUAUUCAGAGAUAUUUUAACAAAUAAAGGAUUUGUUGAAAUUCAUACUCCAAAAAUUAUAUCUGCAGCUAGUGAAGGUGGUGCAAAUGUUUUCACUGUAUCUUAUUUUAAAAAUUCUGCAUAUCUGGCACAAUCACCACAGCUUUAUAAGCAAAUGGCAAUUGCUGCUGAUUUUGAAAAAGUUUUCACUGUUGGAGCUGUGUUCAGAGCUGAAGAUUCUAAUACACAUAGGCAUUUAACAGAAUUUGUAGGCUUGGAUUUAGAAAUGUCUUUUAAAUAUCAUUAUCAUGAAGUAAUGAACACUAUUGGACAAUUAUUUACAGAUCUAUUUAAAGGUCUCCAACAAUUUUAUAAUAUUGAAAUUAAGAUUAUCAAUCAGCAAUAUAAAGUUGAACCUUUCAAAUUCCUAGAUCCUCCAAUAAAACUUGAAUUUUCACAGGCUAUUAUGCUAUUAAGGGAAGCUGGUAUAGUAAUGGAAGACGAAGAUGAUUUAUCUACAUCUAAUGAAAAAUUAUUGGGUAAAAUUAUUAAAGCAAAAUAUGACACAGAUUUUUAUAUUUUGGAUAAAUAUCCUUUAGCUGUCAGACCAUUUUAUACAAUGCCAGAUUCUACAAAUCCAAAAGCAUCUAAUUCUUAUGACAUGUUCAUGCGUGGAGAAGAAAUUAUAUCUGGAGCACAAAGAAUUCAUGAUCCUGAUUUUUUAACAGAAAGAGCAAAGCAACAUGGUAUAGAUAUAAAUAAAAUCAAAGCAUAUAUUGAUGCUUUCAGAUAUGGUUGUCCACCCCAUGCAGGUGGAGGAAUCGGAAUGGAACGAGUUGUAAUGUUAUACCUUGGUUUAGAUAAUAUUCGAAAAGUUUCUAUGUUUCCUCGUGACCCAAAGCGAAUUACACCUUAAAAAAUGUGAAAAAAUUACUUUUAUACUUAUAUAUGAAUG
Messenger RNA from Ceratosolen solmsi marchali, 1634 nucleotides. RefSeq names its product aspartyl-tRNA synthetase (gene AspRS). NCBI's taxonomy places the organism in Eukaryota, Metazoa, Arthropoda, Insecta, Hymenoptera, Agaonidae. The transcript is spliced from 2 exons. Gene Ontology annotation, molecular function: ATP binding; RNA binding; aspartate-tRNA ligase activity. The record is from RefSeq and is a predicted model, not a curated record. Gene Ontology annotation, cellular component: aminoacyl-tRNA synthetase multienzyme complex; cytosol; cytoplasm. The coding region runs from base 15 to 1595 and encodes 526 amino acids. Gene Ontology annotation, biological process: aspartyl-tRNA aminoacylation.